Molecule: messenger RNA, 3981 nt
Organism: Aspergillus alliaceus
Lineage: Eukaryota; Fungi; Ascomycota; Eurotiomycetes; Eurotiales; Aspergillaceae
Product: beta-glucosidase
Exons: 3
Coding region: 548-3700 (1050 amino acids)
Biological process (GO): glucan catabolic process
Molecular function (GO): beta-glucosidase activity
Source: RefSeq, a predicted model, not a curated record
AUCCAAGAAGGAAUGAAUAGAUGUUUUGAAAGGGUAUAUGAUCAGGUUUUGUCCUGCAUCAAGCUAAAUUAGUCAGCACUAGUACGGAACAAGGCAAGUUCUGUAUCUAGUAACCUAAAGGAGGAAGCUUAGGGUUUGGGAAAAUGCAGUUUCAUUUUUUCCCCGGAUUCUGCAUCUUUCAUACAACUACUAUGCUCUCAGUCUAUCCCACUCUGAACCUCUAUCAUGCCCUCCCCUACAUACUUGAAAGACAGGCUCGCUAACGCCCCCUCCCGACGGGUCGAUGCUCUUCCCAAUUAAACCAGCCAGAGGCGAUCGGCCGUCAUGGCGUAAUCUCCGACGUGACCGCCUGCUGAUUGGCCCAUUGGGGGUUCUGGCCCCGUGUCAAGAGAAUCAACAAUCAUUACUCCUUCGAGUCUUGCACACUAAACCGCAAUUCUCCUUUUUGUCGAAUGUGCGGAGGUGAAGUACCGAUGACUCUCUGAAUUUUCGCUGCCCUGCGUUCUCUCACACUCGUUUCCCUAUGCUUCCUUGCGCUUGAAACAUCAUGCCUCUUCCCCCUUACCGGGACGCUCCAUCAUCCGCCAAAAUUUCCCCCCAGCGGUACACCCCACUACACGAAUCCAUUCCCGAGGAGCGCAACGGCAAAGGCUACGGCUCUGAUGCCGACUCUCUCCCUCUCUCCGACCCAUCCGAUGGCGACGAUGAUUCCGAGAUCAGGCUCCGUCGCGUAGACCGCCACGGAGCCCGCAGCAAUCAUGCAAAUGCCUACAUGCCCGUCGUAAGGAAAUCUGGUGAUGUCGAAGCGUAUCUGGACAGUAUCACCGAAGCAGAGCAGGAGUUACUCUCCGCGAGCCGGCAGUAUGAUGCCGUGGAUGAAGACGACGACAACGAUUCAGAUGGAUAUGGCGUGGGGGUAAAAAAGGGGCAGAAACAGGGUUUACUACACAGCUCACGCGGUCGCCGGACAGGUUGGCGGACGGUUUACUACUCGAAGUAUUGGUGGCGCAUACUGAUCGGGGUUAUCGUGGCAUUGGUCUUACUGGUCGGAGUAUUCCUGACUAUUGCGUGGUCCAAGCAAGCCGAGGAAGAGCUGGAUUAUUCGAUGAUUCCAGCUGAAUCAUGGUUUCCUACUCCGCGGGGUGGAGCUUUAGAGGAAUGGGCGGAAGAUUACCAGAAAGCGGCGAUGUUAGUUGGGAAUAUGACCCUGGUCGAGAAGGUUAAUAUCACAACUGGAACUGGCUGGAGGAUGGGGCUCUGUGUAGGCAAUACGGGACCGGCCGAAUUUGUCCGAUUUCCCUCCCUGUGUUUACAAGAUGGGCCGAUGGGGAUACGAUAUGCGGACCACAUUUCAGCCUUUCCUCCCGGUCUGACCACAGGAGCUACCUGGAAUCGUGAUUUGAUUCGGGAAAGAGGUGUUGCACUGGGGCUAGAGGCACGCAUGAAGGGGGUUAACGUGCUCCUUGGUCCAUCGAUGGGGCCCCUUGGGAUGAUGCCCGCGGGCGGGCGCAACUGGGAGGCCUUUGGUUCCGAUCCUGUGCUUCAAGGAGUCGCUGCGGCAGAGACCAUCAGGGGCAUUCAAAGUAACGGUGUGAUGGCCACCGCCAAGCACUUCGUCAUGAACGAGCAGGAACACUUCCGCCAACCCUUUGAAUGGGGCAUCCCUACCGCGCUGUCAUCGAAUGUAGGAGACCGGGCUUUACAUGAGGUAUUUGCGUGGCCUUUCGCGGAGAGUAUCCGCGCAGACGUGGCUAGCGUAAUGUGUGCCUACCAGAUGGUCAACAAUAGCCAUGCCUGCGAGAACAGCAAAUUACUGAAUGGGAUCCUCAAGGACGAGCUGGGAUUCCAGGGAUUUGUGCAGUCGGACUGGCUGGCUCAACGAUCGGGCAUCAAUAGCGCUUUGGGUGGGCUCGACAUGAGUAUGCCUGGUGAUGGCUUGCAAUGGGCGGACGGAAAGUCCCUGUGGGGGAGUGAACUGACUCGCGCUGUACUCAAUACGUCUGUUCCCAUGGAGCGACUAAACGACAUGGUAACUCGUAUCGUCGCAGCAUGGUAUCAUCUCGGACAGGACCAAUGGGAACGCCCGUCGCCCGAUGGGGAAGGUGGCCCUAACUUCUCCUCUUGGACGGACGAUGAAACCGGCUGGUGGCAACAUGCUAGUGCCGAGGAAAACGAUUUGAAUGGAGGAUGGGGUAUUGUUAACAAAUACGUGGAUGCCGGCGCAGGGCACGGGGACAUCUCAAGAAGAGUGGCCGCAGAAGGCAUCGUUCUUGUGAAGAAUCAGAACAACACGUUGCCACUGUCCCGUAGCCCCCAAGGCCCAUAUCGCGUUGGUGUUUAUGGUGACGAUGCUGGACCGGCUUUAGGGCCAAAUGCGUGCCCGGACCGUGGAUGCAACCAGGGUACCUUGGCGGCUGGUUGGGGUAGCGGUACCGUCGAAUUCCCUUACCUCGUGAGUCCCCUAGAGGCUUUGCAGGGUGCUUGGCAAACCGAAGUCGAUAUUACCCCGUAUCUGCGGAAUAUGGUCCUGCCAAUGGAUGCCCAGGAUAAGGACUUGUGUCUUGUGUUCGCCAAUGCAGACUCGGGCGAAGGAUAUAUCUCGGCCGGGGGAAUCCACGGUGAUCGCAAUGACUUGUUCCUGCAGAAGGGGGGCGACACCCUGAUCGAAGCUGUGGCUGGCAACUGCCGGGGACCGACGGUGGCGGUGGUGCACGCUGUGGGCCCGGUCGUCGUCGAGUCAUGGAUUGAUCAUCCCGGUGUGGAUGCGGUACUCUUCGCCCAUCUGCCUGGUGAGGAAAGCGGUAAUGCGCUUGUAGAUGUUCUGUUUGGUGACGUCGAUGCGAGUGGACGACUGCCGUACACGGUUGGCAGGAGCUUGGAGGACUACGGACCAGGGGCGCAAGUGCUAUAUGAAAACAACGCCCCAGUACCACAGGUUGACUUUUUGGAUGCGCUGUAUUUGGACUACCGGUAUUUCGACAAGUUUAACAUCACGCCGCGAUUUGAAUUCGGGUUUGGCCUGUCCUACACCACCUUCGAGCUAUCCAGGUUGCGAAUCAAAUCGCUGCAAAGGAAGUCUCGACUGCCAAAGUCGCGCCCGGUAGAUCCAGUUUCCCCCCCAGAGUAUGACAGUCGUCCGCCCGUGAACGACAGCGUGCUCUUCCCGGAUGGGUUCCACGCGUUACGCAAGUAUAUCUAUGCAUACCUGCCCUCGUUGGACGGGACAGCCGCGGCAAACUACUCACAUUAUCCGGACGGAUAUGACCUGCCACGACGACCGUCACAAAGCGGAGGCGGUCUCGGUGGUAACCCGGCGCUGUAUGAAGAAAUGGCCCAAAUCCAAGUCCAGGUGGCUAACACGGGCAGCCGUACUGGCCAGACUGUCGUCCAAGCCUACGUGUCAUUCCCGCCGAAUGUGGUUGAAGACGGCGAUUUGAUCGAGGUGCCGCUGGACGAAAGCAAAGAACGGAUGACGUUUGUGCGCGACAAAGAAUCUAUCGAAUUUCCGGACAGGGUUCUCCGGAAUUUCACUAAGGUUGCGCUGGAGCCGGGCGAGAAGAAGACGGUUGAAAUGCGGUUCAGCCGCAAGGAUCUUAGUUACUGGAGUGCUCGUCAACAAAAUUGGGUCAUGCCCGACGGCGAGUUCCAGAUCUGGGUUGGGCAGAGCUCGCGGGACCUGCCCUUGCACGGCAAGUACUGAAACCGAUGUUCAGUCCGUCCUACUAUGUACAGUAAGCGCAUCAUCGGUUGUAUAAUUAACCUUUUGCACAUAGAUCAUACUAGAUAUAUAUAGACCGACCCUUGAAACAUAACAUCAUUUGGCAUCGGGGAGCCACAGAUUCCUCCACCAGCAGGGCUCUCAGCCACGCGCUAGUAACUAGGAAACGGUCAAGACCCUGAGUCGUGGCCAGUGAUACUCCGUCGGAGAAUCUCCACCCACCCAGUUGAUGACUUUCUGCACCUGCCGAUCGGGCCGAUCAU